AUGGUUUUGAACAGAACGCAGCAGAGAAUUGUGUCUCUGAAAAACAGUCUACUGGUGUAUGGGAUCAUGGGUGGUUACAGCAGCAGUGGCAACGGUUAUGAUUUCAGAAUCACCAUCAGUAACAUCCAGACAGAGGACUCAGGAGUUUACUACUCCUGGUACUACCAACAACCAGGAACAGUCCCCAAAGCCUUGACUGGCACAGGGACCACUCUCCUGGCAGGAAGUCCCUCUCGGUUCAGCGCCGGCGGAUCUGGGAGUGACUUCACCCUGACUGUCACAGCAGUCCAGGCUGAGGACGCAGGGAUUUCCUACUGUCAGAGUGAUCAGGCUCUAUCACUGUGGUACACUUUUGGUGGCGGCACUGAGGUCAUCGUCUCAUCGGGGGUCUCAGUCAAACCCACCCUCUCCCUGCUCCCCCCCUCUUCUGAGGAGUUGUCCAAGGGCUCGGCCACGCUGUCCUGUCUGCUGAGCAGCUACUCCCCAAAAGGAGCGCUGGUGACUUGGCAGAAGGAUGGGAGGGAGGUGACGGCGGGCGUCCUGACGGGACAAGAGGUGUGGAGCAGCACUGGGUACAGCCGCAGCAGCAUCCUGACCCUCAGCAAAGCCAGCUGGGAUGAAGGAGACCUCUACACCUGCUUGGUGGCCCACGAUGGCCGCAGGCAGUCCACCGAGCUCAGGAGGACACAGUGCAGCGGCUAGAGAAACGCCCCCUACAGGCUGGAAGCAACCUUCCCUCAAAUGCAUGGGUUUAUAAAAAGAGAUGAAUAAAAAUGAGGCAGGGAUGUGAACACAAAAGCCCCCUUGCAGUUUCUAACAUGUGUGUGCUUAGGUGUGUUGUAGUUAAGUGUGUAGGGGUGAGUUUGGGGAGAGGGGCACUUUGGUUAAGUUCAUCUGUUGCUUCUACUGUUGGUUUCUGUUGCUGAAUGUAUUCCUGCUUGUCUGCUGCUCAGAAGUUAAUAAAGUUUUUG
This is a messenger RNA of Lampris incognitus (smalleye Pacific opah), 971 nucleotides long. Its product is annotated as immunoglobulin lambda-1 light chain-like. The transcript is spliced from 5 exons. The record is from RefSeq and is a predicted model, not a curated record. The coding region runs from base 1 to 702 and encodes 233 amino acids. NCBI's taxonomy places the organism in Eukaryota, Metazoa, Chordata, Actinopteri, Lampriformes, Lampridae.